AUGGAUGGCCUCAGCACAGAGCUCGUGGCUCUCAUUCUUUUACAGCUGCGAGAAAUCCACGCACCAUCACUAGCAGCAGUACGGCUCGUCUCCAGACGGCUCUAUGAUAUCACGACGCCAAUACGAUACGAGCGCUUGCGCCUCACUGAGCGCAUUGUGUCGCCAGAGAGCGAGGUCCACAUGGCCCAUGGGCUAAGGCAUGUACUUGCAUUUACGAGACACGUGGAGGUUCUGGAAGAUCUGGACCCCGAGAACGUCAGGCGUGUGCUGAAUGGCAUGAACAGCUUGAAAUCCGUAAGAUGGAAGUACCACGCCCCGCGGCUGUGUUCAGGGGGCUAUUGGCUGCCAUCUGAUGUCCUCAAGCCGCCGGCUCAAUCAAUCUACCGGCAGAGGGUACGACUGGCCAUUGAAGACCUUCCCCUAGAAGAUUAUACCGGCCAGAACCAGGAUGCGUACCUUCAGGCCAUACCAGCACCUCUACUCGUUUCUCUAAAAGCCGAGACCCGAUUUCCACUUCGCACGCCUCAACUCGACUCGCUAAAAAGUCUCCUAAUCAAAUCGAGGGGACUCGAGACUUUCCACUACAACGACAAUGGGCAGGGAACACGCUUCGCCUUUCGCUCUGGCGAAAGGCUGCCACCGAUACAAGAGCUCGAGCUGCGAUCAUAUGAUUGGAACCAUACGAGUGCGGAGGCUGGGGCACAUUGGGACUUUAGUCGGCUCCGAACGCUUGUAUUGGUUGAUGUUCCUCUCAAUCAGUUCCUGUCAACAGUGCCAGCCUCGGCUCUGUCGCAGAUCACAAGCCUGGAGUGUGGCGACUUCAACCCUGGUUCACCCGCGGUGCGUCGCACGGCAACGGCGCUGCUGGCGUCCCUCAUCAACCAGAUCGAAGAGCUUCAGGAGCUCAAAAUUACUUGUCAAACAAGUGAACUUCCUGUCAGCGUCCUGACUGCGCAUGGCCAGACUCUACGGUCCUUGCGGUUCCGUGACCACGUCGGCUUUGCUGAGGACGACAUCUGGUGUCCCACAAUGGCGAUAGAUGAUCUGAUGAGCCUAUCGCAAAGAAUGCCGGUGCUGGAGAGUCUUGAGGUCGACCUGGAAGUCAGGCAAUAUCAUGGUUAUCCGAGCAAAUUCCUCUCGGGGCUGUGUCGCUUUCCGCAGCUCAAGCGGUUGACGCUGCAUGUGCAGACGUUGGUGAAUCCGUUCGACGAAGACGUGGACAUGGACAACGACAAGGAUAUGGAAGCCGCAGAAGACAUGUGCAACUACCUCGUUGUCGAAAAAGCUCGGCAGCACCAACAGAACGGCCGUAGCGGUAUCCCCGGAUGGGAUCAGAUCACGAUCAACGUGGGCGGUUGGGGUCCUGUACAGGUGCGCCGCCUGAGCGAAGCUUGGAGGGAGAGAAAUGAGCAAGGGAUCUUCGCGGAGAGAUGCUUCGUCUUCGAGCGACAGCCCUUGAACUCUGACGCGGAGUACGAAAUGUAUGAGCGGGCCAACAUUCGCGAUUGA
This is a messenger RNA of Microdochium trichocladiopsis, 1509 nucleotides long. RefSeq names its product F-box domain-containing protein. Bases 1 to 1509 code for a protein of 502 amino acids. Lineage: Eukaryota; Fungi; Ascomycota; Sordariomycetes; Xylariales; Microdochiaceae. The transcript has 3 exons. The record is from RefSeq and is a predicted model, not a curated record.